UCAGAAAAAGCUGCAAAUCUGCCUGGAGUUGCAAGGAAGUCAGCCUUCAGCACUGAAAGGAUAGGGCAUAUCUCUGCUGUCUCAAAGAGAGGAAGGUCUGAGCCCUUCUCAGCCCCAGAAUUUUACUUUCGUACUUCAUGGUGCACCAUGAAAAUUCCUCUGGGGAAGCCUACAAUGUUCCUCUGGAUGCUGGGCAUCACUUUUGCCACAGCCCUUAAAGGUAUUCCUUCCCCCAUAAAGAUGGUGGCAUCUGGUCCCAAGGAGGGGAAGGUCUCUGGAUCAUUCUCACUCAUCUGUACUGUAGUGGGAGCACCUCUGGAUAGCCCUCAGUAUGACUGGAAUUGUGUCCGUCAGGGCCCAGGAGGGGACCUGCAAUUUCUAGGCUGGAUCUAUCCUUUUGGGAAUAACACAGGCUACGCCCCACCCUUCCAAGGCCGAGUCACCAUCUCUGCAGAUAAAGACAAGAACAAGGUCUACCUGCAGCUGCAUGCCCUUACAGCCUUAGACACAGCCACCUAUUUCUGUGCCAGGCAGCACACAGUGAUGCCAAUGGAGAGAGAGGCAGCACAAAAACGGGGAGGACUGCUGUGGUCACAGGGUCCUUUCUUGAAAUGGCAGUUGCCUGUACUUGCUCUGGAAAUAUCAGUUAGGUUUGUGUCAUACACUGUUCCCAGAUUGUUAUCUGCAGCGAGAUGGAUUCUCACUUUCAUGGCAGUCCAUGUAUGGAUCCUUUGGAUAAACUGCUGGCAUUUUAUUCCCUGGUUUUACACACCUUUAGAGUGUGGUGAGGAAAGUGGGUUUAUUUGGCUAUGUACAAACAGUGUGGCAACAGACAAGCUCGUAUUUGGAACUGGGAUCGCUUUUUCAGUUGAGCCAAAGAGUCAGGAAGAAUCUGCCCCAGAAGUCAUUGAGCUUAAAUCAAAGGAACCCAAACAACAUGACAACAAACUGAAUAUGGCUUGUUUGGCAAGGACUUUCUACCCUAAGAACAUCAGCCUUGAUGUGCCCAAGAGUGACACUGUAUAUGACUUGAAGGCACCUCUUGUCACAUCUGAGGGGAUGUAUAGUACCAUGAAGGUAGUUGAAGUGGAACCAGAUGCAGUGGUCACCUGCCAGGCUAUGCACAAGGGGAACAAGACUACUGCCAGCAUAAUUCUGCCAGAAGAGAAAACUGAAGAAUUUGAAAGAGUUAAUGCUUGCAACAUUACAGAUGCCUCUACAAAAGAUGUGAAAAUGGAGAAAGUGAAUAUGCUUUUCAUGGCUGUUUUGGGUUUGAGAGUCCUGCUGGCAAAAAGCAUCGCCUUCAAUACAAUCAUGAGUAUCAAGCUGUUCCUCUUCUGAAGUAGAAACACAUCAUUCAGUCCCUGGGAACAAAGGAGGCAAGUGCAAGGAGUGACCAGUUUGUUUUGCAUCCUUCUGUAACCCUAAAAGGAGUGACACCAGUUCAUCUGUCCUGUUUCCACUGGAUAAAUUAAUGUAACCCCCAAAUUGCACCUCAUACCCAAAUUGCCUUUGCAUCAGGGUAGUC
Messenger RNA from Phalacrocorax carbo (great cormorant), 1528 nucleotides. The record is from RefSeq and is a predicted model, not a curated record. NCBI's taxonomy places the organism in Eukaryota, Metazoa, Chordata, Aves, Suliformes, Phalacrocoracidae.